AUGCCGUCAGACUCGCUGCGCACGCUCUUCGUAGUCUUCCGACUUGGCGCUGCACUGACCACCUACACCACGCCUACCGUCGAGCACGAGAUUCCUGCUGAUCAUGAUUCGCUGCAAUACCUGACGGAUGGCAGGGCAUCGCGACGAGAGGGCACUGCUUGUGCGGAGAAGAUCAAAGCCGCAAGCAUCUCCUACUCGACUGUCCUGUUUUUCUAUCGCCAAUCGCAAUUCGAUCAGCCUUAUCCUGGGCGGAGGCAUCGUCUCAGGCCCAAGGGGGGGGGGCACAAGGAUGCAUGUCUAGCCGCACCCUGGUUCCUCGAGAAAGCCGGCAAGUUGGUUGGCACCCACUCAAGUUCAUUCGCCCAACUCUCGAGGGCCGUUCGACAGUUUUAG
Molecule: messenger RNA, 393 nt
Organism: Moesziomyces antarcticus
Lineage: Eukaryota; Fungi; Basidiomycota; Ustilaginomycetes; Ustilaginales; Ustilaginaceae
Exons: 1
Coding region: 1-393 (130 amino acids)
Source: RefSeq, a predicted model, not a curated record